This is a messenger RNA of Astyanax mexicanus (Mexican tetra), 2617 nucleotides long. It is a transcript of the gene gfpt1, whose product is annotated as glutamine--fructose-6-phosphate transaminase 1. Bases 102 to 2144 code for a protein of 680 amino acids. The record is from RefSeq and is a predicted model, not a curated record. Gene Ontology annotation, molecular function: L-glutamine:D-fructose-6-phosphate transaminase (isomerizing) activity; carbohydrate derivative binding. The transcript has 19 exons. NCBI's taxonomy places the organism in Eukaryota, Metazoa, Chordata, Actinopteri, Characiformes, Acestrorhamphidae. Gene Ontology annotation, biological process: UDP-N-acetylglucosamine metabolic process; protein N-linked glycosylation; fructose 6-phosphate metabolic process.
GGCUCUCGUCCAGUAGAGUGUGAGGGGGCGGAGCUUGUGUAAGACCCAAUGACUCGGAGGCGGAACUCAACUCCACAGUAGUUGGAAACGGUGCUGAAGACAUGUGUGGAAUCUUUGCGUAUCUCAACUAUCAUGUCCCUCGCUCUCGGCGUGAGAUCCUGGAGAUCCUCCUGAAAGGUCUGCGGCGGCUGGAGUACCGCGGCUAUGACUCUGCAGGAGUGGGUAUUGACGGAGGGAACAGUAAGGACUGGGAGAGCAAUGCUAAGGCCAUCCAGCUGAUUAAACAGAGGGGCAAAGUCAAAGUCCUGGAUGAUGAGAUUCAGAAGCAGCAGGACAUUGAUCUGGAUGUAGAGUUCGACGUUCAUCUCGGCAUCGCACACACUCGCUGGGCCACACACGGCGUCCCCAGCCCUGUCAACAGCCACCCACAGAGAUCUGACAAACACAACGAAUUCAUUGUCAUUCAUAAUGGAAUCAUCACCAACUACAAAGACCUAAAGAAGUUCCUGGAGAGUAAAGGUUAUGAGUUUGAGUCGGAAACGGACACAGAGACCAUCGCCAAACUGGUGAAGUACAUGUACGACAACCGGGAGAAUGAUGACACCAGUUUCGCCACCCUCGUGGAACAGGUCACCCAGCAGCUGGAAGGAGCAUUCGCCCUGGUCUUCAAGAGUGUUCACUUCCCAGGAGAAGCUGUGGGAACAAGGAGAGGAAGUCCACUGCUGAUGGGUGUGAAGAGUGAUCACAAGCUCUCAGCAGAUCACAUUCCCAUCCUUUACUCUGGUAAAGAUAAGAAGAGCUGCACCACUCUUCCCAGGUUGGAUCAGGACACCUGCCUGUUUCCUGUUGAAGAGAAAGCUGUGGAGUAUUAUUUCGCAUCCGACGCCAGUGCUGUGAUUGAACACACCAACCGAGUCAUCUUCCUGGAAGACGAUGACAUCGCAGCAGUGGCAGACGGCCGUCUGUCCAUCCACCGGAUCAAAAGGACAGCGGGAGACCAUCCGGCUCGCGCCAUCCAAACCCUGCAGAUGGAGCUGCAGCAAAUUAUGAAGGGUAACUACAGCUCCUUCAUGCAGAAGGAAAUCUUCGAGCAGCCUGAGUCAGUGGUCAACACCAUGAGAGGCAGAGUCAACUUUGAAGAUAACACAGUGACACUGGGAGGACUGAAAGAUCACAUUAAGGAGAUCCAGAGGUGUCGAAGGCUCAUUCUUAUUGCCUGUGGGACCAGCUACCAUGCAGGAGUGGCAACUCGUCAGGUGUUGGAGGAGUUGACCGAGCUGCCUGUCAUGGUGGAAUUGGCCAGCGACUUCCUGGACCGCAACACACCUGUCUUCCGAGAUGAUGUGUGUUUCUUCAUCAGCCAAUCAGGUGAGACUGCAGACAGUCUGCUGGCUCUGCGAUACUGUAAGGAGCGAGGUGCACUGACUGUAGGAAUCACCAACACUGUCGGCAGCUCCAUUUCCCGCGAGACCGACUGUGGCGUCCACAUCAACGCUGGACCUGAGAUCGGAGUGGCCAGCACUAAGGCAUACACAAGUCAGUUUGUGGCCCUCAUCAUGUUCGCUCUGCUGAUGUGUGAUGACAGAAUCUCAGUGCAGCCGAGGAGACGGGAGAUCAUCCAGGGCCUCAAAAUACUCCCAGAUCUGAUAAAGGAGGUGCUGAGUUUGGACGAGGAGAUCCAGAAGCUGGCCGCCGAGCUCUACCAGCAGAAGAGUGUCCUCAUUAUGGGCAGAGGCUAUCACUAUGCCACCUGUCUGGAGGGAGCACUGAAAAUUAAAGAGAUCACCUACAUGCACUCAGAGGGCAUCCUGGCCGGAGAGCUGAAGCACGGCCCGCUGGCUCUGGUGGAUAAGCUCAUGCCCGUCAUUAUGAUCAUCAUGAGAGACCACACCUACACAAAGUGCCAAAACGCUCUGCAGCAAGUAGCGGCAAGACAGGGUCGUCCGAUAGUGAUCUGUGAUAAAGAUGACUACGAGACCAUAAACAACUCCAGCCGCACUAUCAAAGUACCCCACUGUGUGGACUGCCUGCAGGGCAUCCUCAGCGUCAUCCCACUGCAGCUGCUGUCCUUCCACCUGGCCGUGCUGCGCGGAUACGAUGUGGACUGUCCAAGAAACCUGGCCAAAUCAGUCACAGUGGAGUAGAAACACUCCAGAUUGUGACCUAAACGCCUCCACACACACACACACACACACACACACACACACACACACACACACACACACACACACACAGACACAUACAGACACACACUGAAAUUACUAAUUAAUGAAAACAAUUCAACAUACGUUUCUGUUUUUAUACAGGUCUUCUCCAAGUCUUUUUACUUCAUCUGUUUCUUUCAUACAAUUAGCCUCAACUUAACCUCUCUGUCUGUCUGUCUUUCAGUCUGUCUGUCUGGAAGAGUAGCACUGUUGAUUGUAUUAUCCCUUUUGUGUGUGUGGUACGGUAUGGGGUGGCCUUUUUUUGAAUAGAUUAGCUGCUGUUUUGUGGGUGAACUGGAUAUUUAUUAGUAUGUGCUCUUAAGAAACAUCCUGAGUUGAUUAUGAAGCAGAUCACUUCCUCGCUUGCCUGGUGCCCUCAUGCCAAUACAAAUAAAUCCUGUUACUCUCAUAUA